Messenger RNA from Acyrthosiphon pisum (pea aphid), 2115 nucleotides. RefSeq lists its product as uncharacterized. NCBI's taxonomy places the organism in Eukaryota, Metazoa, Arthropoda, Insecta, Hemiptera, Aphididae. Gene Ontology annotation, molecular function: zinc ion binding. Bases 1 to 2115 code for a protein of 704 amino acids. The record is from RefSeq and is a predicted model, not a curated record. The transcript is spliced from 3 exons.
AUGUCGGAAAUAUUAUUAAAUAAACGUAAACGAAAUGAUGAAUCAAGUCAUUACGAUGAAGAAAAGGAGAAAUGCUCUUUGUGUAAUAGUAUGUUUAGCAAUAUUGGCAAUAGGAAUAAACAUAUGCAAAAAGCCCACGGUGUGGACAAUAGAAGUAGUGUACGUUUGAGGGUAGUUGGAAACAAAACCUAUUAUGUUUGUCACAGAUCAGGAUCUUCUCGAACAACAGGCACAGGAAAGAGAAUGAAAUGGUCACAAAGUCACAAUACUGGUAAGAUUUGUCCUGCUGGAAUGACAACAACUAAUAUUGAUGGGUACAUAUCAGUAGAAUUUAGAAGAACACAUGUUGGCCAUGCAUUAAAUAUGAAAUUUUUACAUCUGUCAAAAGAAGAAAGAGAUGAACUUGCUGGUAAAAUAAAAUCAGGUGUGACUUUUGAACGGAUAUUGGAUGAUAUUCGAAAAUCAGUAACUUCGACAGAAUGUGUCAACCGUUUCCAUGCUGUGGACAAACGAGAUUUAUACAAUAUUAAAAGGGAUUAUGACUUGGACAGAGACAUUGUACACACAAAUGAUGCUUUUAGUACAGAAAUAUGGGUACAAGAACAAAUGUUACUCAAAGAAAAGUCACCAGUAACAUAUUUUAAAAUGCAAGGAUGCGAGAAAGAAGGUCCACUAUUGAAAGAUGAUUUUAUGAUUGUUAUAAUGACACCUUAUCAAAUAGAUGUUUUGUCAAAAUAUGCAACUGAUAGAAUUUGCGUUGACAGCACCCAUGGAACUACCAGCCAUGACUUUCAGCUCACAACAUUACUCGUAGUUGAUGAAUUUGGAGCUGGUUGCCCGGUUGCGUUCUGUAUAAGUAAUAGAAUUGAUUCAGUAGCUAUGUCUAGAUUUUUUUUGUCUGUAAAAGAAAAAGUAGGUUUCAUUUCAACUAAAAUUCUUAUGUCAGACGAUACUACAACAUACAUUAAUGCCUGGUCUAAUAUAAUGUCAAACCCGCAACAUCACUUACUUUGCAACUGGCAUGUAGACAGAAGUUGGAGAAAAAAUCUGAUUAAAAUUAAAUCUCUUACUAAGCAGUCAGAAGUGUAUAAAGCUUGUCGUACAUUGAUGGAAAUUAUGGAUAUUGAUCAGUUUGAGAAUUCCUUAGAAUGCUUUCUUGCAAUGUGUGAAGAUGAUGUCGAAACAAAAGAUUUUGGGAUUUACUUUAAAACUUAUUAUUCCCAACGACCCAAAGCAUGGGCAUUUUGUUAUAGACUUGAUCUAUCUUUAAAUACAAACAUGUACCUGGAAGCAAUGCACAAGAAAUUAAAAUAUUGUUAUAUGCACGGUAAACAAAAUAGAAGAGUUGACAAGUGCAUUAGUUUACUUAUGCGUUUUUCUAGGGAUAUGAUGUUUGAAAGGAUUAUACGAAUGAUGAAAAACAAACCUACUUUUCGAAUGGAACAAAUAGCACACAGUCAUCUCCGAAGUAUUAAUAUUGAAAGCAAAAAUUGCAUGGGAUGUCCUUUGGCAUGUCCUAGUUGUCAUAUUUGUGUCCAUAAAUUUACAUGCACAUGUGUAGAUUAUAAGAUCAAAGGAAACUUUUGUAAACAUGUGCAUGCCUGCAUAAGAGUAUCUGAGAAAAAAGAUAUUGCAAUAAAUAUUGAUGAAGAUAGAGCAACGUCAGCCUUUGAAGAGCACAGCAAUCAUGUUGUCCAAGGAUCUCAAAUAACAUCAAUAGAUCAAAAAGAAUCGGUUUCCAUUUCGACUCGCUUUACAGCUUUAAUUAAUGCAACAAUAGAAAUCGCCAGCACUGCAACAGAUGAAGCAAAAUUAAAAGGUAUUAAAAAGUUAGAUGAAUUAAUGAAGAUCUUACAACAUGGCCAGAUUGAUUCUACAAGUUCCUCUGGCCCUCAUUUUUCAAAUUUAACUUACUUGCCCAGCCACAAAAAUAUUGAUCAACAACGUUUCCACUCUACAAAAAAGAAACAAACGUCAAAUAGCAGGCUAACAAAACCAACUGAAAUGCAUAAAAUAUCAAUUAUGAGUACAAUGAAUAGUGAAGGGCAAGCAAACGAAGUUAUACAUACCGACUUUGAUCAUGUUUAUUAUAAUGCCUCUUCGAAACCACAAUAA